Eurytemora carolleeae is the source of this 1911-nucleotide messenger RNA. RefSeq lists its product as uncharacterized. The record is from RefSeq and is a predicted model, not a curated record. The transcript has 20 exons. Bases 28 to 1833 code for a protein of 601 amino acids. NCBI's taxonomy places the organism in Eukaryota, Metazoa, Arthropoda, Copepoda, Calanoida, Temoridae.
AAAUGCCGUUUAAUAAAUAGGGGAAAAAUGGAUUUACGGAAAUUUAUAUUCUUGGUUUCUCUACUAUUAGGGCUAGAGUGCUUUGGACUUGCUUCAUUAAAACCAGACAAAAACUCUGAGUAUCCAAGAUCAAAUCUACGUUCUGGACUGGUUCCUUUCAAGUAUCCGGUUCUAAGACGACAUCCGGUUUCCCUCUUGGGAGAAAAUCCGGUCUCCCUAAUAACACAAAAUCCGGGAGAACUUUUUCCCAGAUACAAAUCCCCAAAUCCACAUUCCCCCGGUAUACCUGGACAUCUACAUUCCCCCGGUAUACCUGGACAUCUCCAUCAAAUACUUACAGAUUACGUCAAAGAUAUUCUGAUAAACUCUACCAGAAUGUUUUUUAAUCUGGAGAUUGAUCAAACCAGCUCUACGGUCAAACCCUUCCUUCUUCAAGAGAAAACAAGGAAUAUGUUAUUGACGAACUGUGAGCCCUGCUACAACUCGACAAAUCCUAUCCAUGUGGAUUUCUACAGAAAAGAUCCAAUUGCACAGAUUGAUACGACUACCGAAGCUUCUGAGGGAAACAUUGAGAAACUUGUAGAUCUUCUUCAAGAGCAGUCUAGACAAGAUCAUCGUCAAAACCAAGAAGAAGAAAUUAAAGAGGAUAAAACUCCUACAAAAGAACAGGUGGGGUCUUAUAUAUACAGAUGGCUAGGCAGACUUGGUCUUCUAGUUACUUUACAGAAAUUCAAGUACAACGGUUCAAAGGAGGGUGUAAAUCUAAUUGGUGUGCUGCCAGGUCCUAAAUGGGGUUCCAACAUAGAUCAGAUUAUGAUUGUUUCAUGCUACUGGGAUCAGGUUCAGGAUCGGAGUGGGCUUUCUCUGAUGCUGGAAACUGCACGUGUAAUUACAAACAGGAUGAAAGAGAUUGAUCGAAAAAACUCCAUUAUAUUUGUAGCUUAUGAUAAAUCAUUGGACAGAUUUGAGGGAAGUAAAUAUUUUGUGUCCGGGUUUCUGAAUCAGCUUAGAAUAAAAAAUAUCAAGGUUGUUAUUCAUCUUGAGUCUCUUUUAAGUUCUCAGAUAGAAGAUGUAAUUAAACACAACACAUCCCUCACAGUAAGAAAUGGAUCUGGACUAAGGUCAUUUAUUAUAUAUGAUCGUGGAACUAUAUUGGACACAGAAUCUUUUAACCUUUUUGAUAAUUUAAGUUCUGCUGAGUUGAUUCGCAGCUCUACUGUUCUUCUACAGGAUCUAUCAAUUCUCCCAUUUCAACAAUUAAACUCAUACAAAGAAAGCUGGUACAGGGACAGUUCAAGAUUCUGGAUGUUUAAUGAUACAGCAGUUCUCUCAAUAUCAGCAAUUUCUGGAACUAACUUGGACUCCAUGAAAGACUUGACAAACGCCAUCGCUAGUCUAGCUGUUGCAGAAGCUACUAAUACUGAUCUCGACAAAAAAGUUUUAGAUAUAAAUCUAGAAGUUCCCUUGUCAGGCUCUGAAAUAGAACUUGCGGGAACCUUUGCAAAAUUUUUAGGAACCUUGGUUGAGUGGCAGAGUACAAUAGAUGAAAGAAUCCAUGAGCUGACCCAGCUAAAUAUUGCCCUAGAUAAAAAACUAGGAAAUUUGCCAAGACAGAAUUCUUCUCACCCUGACCUCAGAGACAGCAACAAUCUGCCCUUACAGAUAUAUUUGAACACUACUGGAACCAAUCCUUACAUAGCACUGGGGCAUAUGGAAACAGAUACACAAGUUUUGAAGUCUAUUAUUGAAGAGUAUUAUGGAAGAUCCAAUGAUAGUGGUGAACAUGGUGAAGAGAAUUCUCCUAUGAUUAUAAAGAUCUUGAACCCUAAUUGAGUUUAUACAGAUUCUAGACAUUAGCAUUUUGUACUUUUAAUAAUUUCUAUUUAACAAAAAUAUAUAAGACAAACAACA